CAACAACAGAGUAUGCUGGCUAUAGAGCAGCCAAAGAAAAAGAAAAAUUAUUUGUUUUUUCUGACUGCAUUAAUUCUCAGCAUUGAACAGUAUUAAUACAUCUAUGGUGUUAUGCAUCUGUCCAUAUGAAUAGAAUUUUAUUUUAUUUUCUAAAAAUUGAAAAACUUUCAUGUACAAUCAUAAUACUGUUAUCCAGAAAAAUAUUCCACCCAAACAUUCGAUACAAUAAACGCCGACAAUCAAUAAAUAAUGGCUUCGAUGCCAUCCACAACGCUCGACAAUUAUCUUCCAUUACUUUCGAGCCAAGAUACAAAGAAAAAAUUACAAAUCGGUACCGAUCUACUCAACUAUUUAACCAUCGAAGAAAAUUCAAUAGAAUGUGAACAUAUUGGUGCAUUUAUUGAUUCAAUAAUACAUUGGUUAAAUAAUAGUAAUUUUAAGGUUGCUCAAAAUGGUUUGGAAAUCUUGGCACAUUUGGCCAUUCGUAUGAAAGAGAAUUUAAAACCAUAUUUAUCAUCAAUUAUCGGACCGUCUAUUGAUCGUCUUGGCGAUGCAAAAGAAUGUGUACGUGAACAAGCGAAAACUUUGCUCAUCAAAUUGAUGAGUUUUGUUUCGACACCUCAGAUAAUAUUGGAAAAAUUAAUGCCAGCAUUUUCACAUAAAAACUACAAAGUUCGUGAAGAAAUUUGUCUAUUUUUUCAAGAAUGUCUUUUACGUUAUGGUGUAUUCGGAUCGACUAACGGCCAACUAUAUGUGUCAAAAUUUAUUGCACCAUUAAUAAAUCUAAUGUCGGAUCCAAAUUCUCAAGUACGUGAUACAUCGAUGACAACAUUGGUCUCCGUAUACAAACAUGUUGGCGAUCGAUUACGUAACGAAAUAAUGCGAAAAUAUUCGAAUCAGAUGCCCGCACAAAAGUUACAAACAUUAUUGGCUAAAUUUGAAGAAAUUGCUAACGCAGGCGAAUCUAUUACAUUGAUCAGCAACAACAAUAAUUGUGGCAGCAAAGCUGCAGUAGUAUCAAAAAAUCGUUCAAAUUUAACAUCUUCACCAAAUUCGACAAUUACUAAUACAAAUAAUAAUAAUAUUAAUGAUUCAGCCAACAAUGAUGAAGUCGAUUUCAAGAAAGUCAAUUCAUUCAAAAGGGCAACGUCGGCACCGCCGGUCAAAAGAAAUGCUAUCCUCAAUAAAUUACCACCAAGCAAUUCAAAAUCAUCGGGUGCUGCUGAUGAAGAAAUGUUUAUGAAUGCAUUCGAAGAUGUUUCUAGAAUACAGAUAUUUUCUGUCAAAGAUUUGGAACAAGAAUUGAAUCGAAUACGUGAUACAUGUUCGAAUCCAAAUACGGAAUGGGAGAAACGUAUCGAAUGUUUAAGAAAAUUUCGCUCACUAUUAAUUGCUGGCGCAGCCGAUUAUGAAGAAUUUUAUCAGUAUCUUAAACCUCUCGAAGUGCCAUUUCAAACAUCAGUCAAGGAUCUAAGAUCGCAGGUCGUUCGAGAGGCUUGUAUAUCAAUCGCCUAUUUGUCUCAGCGCAUCGGAAACAAAUGUGAUAGAUUUGCCGAAGCACUGCUUCCAUCUUUGAUCGAUUCGAUACAAAACAGUGCCAAAAUUAUGUCAAGCUCAGCAGUGGUUGCUAUCCGCUUUGUCAUUCAGCAUACCCAUACAAGUCGAUUAGUUCCAAUAAUUACUUACAAUGUAUCUUCGAAAUCAAAAGAAAUCCGCAAAGCAUGCUGCGAGUUUCUUGAUCAACUAUUACAUACAUGGCCACCUAAUUGUCUAGAGAGACAUGUUGGAACUCUCAGUGAAGCAAUCAAAAAAGGAAUGAGCGAUGCUGAUCCAGAAGCACGAGCAUUGGCGAGAAAAGCAUUCUGGGGAUUUGCCGAUAAAUUCAAGGCCGAAUCUGAUUAUUUGCUUAGUUCAUUAGAUUCUAGUAAACAAAGAAUGUUACAAGGUGAACAAAUGUCCAAUUGGAGUUCGACAAAUUCUCUCAAUAAAGCUACAACUUAUUCACGACCAUUGACUAAUCGAACUAAUUCAGUUUCGACAAAUGGAUCAAUUGAAAGCAUCAAUCGUCAUUUUAGUAAUAAUUUGAUUGCAAAACGUUCCGCAAUUCCUGUUCAUUCAUCUUCACCACGUAACAAUUUAUCACCUUUAAAUCGAACACCCGUAAAAGCAACUAGUGCUAUAGAUAUUGAUGCACAACGGCGAGCUAGAGCUAAAGCUAAUGUUUAUACCAAUCAUCAUCUUCAUCAUAAUAAUAAUAAUAAUCAACAACAUCAACCCAUAACAACAAAAACAUUGCUUAAUUCAGUCUAUAGUUUACACCAUAAUACUAAAAAGAAUGAUAAUGUUACUGAUGGCUGCAGUAUUAACACAGCAGGUUCAGCCAUGCGAACACCGGCCCGACGAAAUCGUCAGGUAUCAAAAUCACAGCCAGGAAGUCGUUCAGCAUCGCCAUCAUCACGUCUAAAUGCAUUCUGUAGUAACUCUGGCACCGGUAGCAGCAUUCCUCAUUCUCGUUACCAAACACCAUCGUCGACGAGAACAAAAAGAACUAGUAUCACUAGUCGUGAUCAAAGUCCAGCCAGCCGUACUAAUAAUAGUAGUCAUUCACAACGAUUCGAAAGAAAGUUGAGCUCCAGCUCGACAGCUAGUCGAACGAAAAGUCAUCUUACCAGUUCCGAUCUGGAUCUAGCUCAUAACAAUAGGAUAUUACGGCCAAACGAACAUGAACAAAUGAUCGAAAAUGCUUUCCUAAUGCAUGCGACGCAUAGGAAAAAAUUCUUUGAUGAACAAUCGGAUGAAAGUGAUGCUUCCAGCAUCUGUUCUGAUACAUCGUUUGCAAAUUAUGGAGUUCGUAAAGCCGAAGACAUUGGUAAGAUAUUGGAAAAUCUUUCCAGUACCCAUUGGUCCGAUAGAAAAGAUGGUCUACUUGGUCUGAACAAUUUUCUCCGAUAUACAGAUGAAAGAUUAAAUUCUUUUCAAUUGAAACGAAUUACAGACAUUUUUACAAGAAUGUUGGUCGAUCCUCAUACUAAAGCAUUUUCAUUAUUUCUUAAUACACUGAACGAAUUGAUUCACAUAUACAAGAAUGACCUGAAUUCCUGGCUUUACAUUCUGAUGACAAGAUUGUUCCUAAAAGCUGGUAGUGAUACUUUGGGUUCCAUACAGACGCGUAUCCUUAAGACAUUUGAAUUGAUACGUGAAUCGUUCCCUAUUGACCAUCAAUUCAAUGUGAUCAUGCGAUUGUUGAGUGAUCAAACACAAACUUUAAAUACUAAAGUCAAGAUUGCCGUUUUACAAUAUCUUUCCAAGCUUAUUUUCCUGAUGGAUUCUUCAGAUUUCACUUAUGAUCGUCCCAACAAUCACGACAUUCAAACGGCAUUGGUCAAAAUUGUUUCAUGGACAGCCGAUAUAAAAAGUUCUGAUUUAAGAAAAAUUUCUCAGGAUACUAUCGUCGAUUUGUACAAUCUAAAUUCGAACGAAAUGACACUAUAUCUAAAUCAACUUCGUAAAACUUAUCAAGAUGCAGCCUUGCAGAUCAUUCAACAUAAACAUAAAACCCGUCUCAGUCAAUCACCAGCAUCGAAUGUGAUGCAAACCCCUUAUAUUAUCAAGAAUGUUGCGUCUGGUGUUCAUUCUCACAACAUUAGUGGUGAUAGAAUUUACUUUGAUUCGAAUGAUCACCUCAAUCCAGCAGAUAUUUAUGAUUCGCUGAAAAAAACUUCGGAUGAAAUUCAAAAAUAUAGCUUCAGCUUGGAUGCUGACCAAAUGACAUCAUCUACGAGUUCAUCACCGUUCGUCAAUAACGGACCUGCUAAUAGCAAUCAUAAUGGCAACAAUAGUGAAAACCAUCGACGUGUCGAUGCUAUAUCGAAUGUAUCGCUUGAUUCAGGAAUAAGUCCCAAUUCGACUUUGAAACAUGAUUCGACAUUAGCAUUCAGGUCUUUCAAAUUGUUGGAUAAUAGCUUCAAUUCUAGUAUGGUCAAUUCAUCUAAUAAUACGGCCAAUGGGUUUUCCGAUUCACCACAUUCAGUCACCAAUGGUCAUCAACACUUUGAUAGUUUUGUUGCCGAUUUCAAUGUUUCUUCAUCCGAUGAUGAAAAUUAUCAACAAAACCUUGCAUUAAUGACUCAAUUUGUAAAAGAUUCAUCACCCGAAGAAGUUGCAACAAAAUGUAAAGAUAUUUACCAAUCGUUACUAACACGACUGCAUAACGAAAAGAAUUCCCGAACUAAAACAUUGAUUAUUAUAUGCAUGGGACAAAUUUUGUUCAAAACAGCUAAAUCAUCAUUUGAUGAUUUGGUCGAAUCAACGUUACAAACAUUGAUGGAAAUCAUUUGCAAAGAUGAAGAUAAAGAAGUUGUGAAAAAUGCUGAAGCAACGGCCAAUUACGCCAUUUAUAACUUUGAUCCGAGAACAAGUUUUAAAAUUUUACAAUCAUAUAUCAAUCACGAAGAAAGUGCAUUGAGUAUCAUUGCUAUUAAAUUGUUGACUAAGUUGGUUGAGCUAAACGACAAAGAAAUCGUCUUAGAAUUAUUGCCAGAAUUAAUGCCACCAUUGCUUCAGGCUUAUGAUAACAAAGAAAGUGCCGUAAGAAAAACAGCAGUAUUCUGUAUGGUGGCGAUCUAUGGUUCGGUUGGUGAACAGAUGCAAUCAUAUUUGACCAGUUUAAGCCGUAGCAAAAUGAAGUUGUUAAAACUUUAUAUCGAUCGCUCAUUUCAGACAUCAUCCGGAAAUAAUCUUUGAUGGUCAAAAAUUUAAACGUGAUUUUCCAUGAUUAUGUAUCUAUAAACCCUCGCUUUUCAUUUUUAUUUAUUUUUGAGAACGAUGAUU
Messenger RNA from Dermatophagoides pteronyssinus (European house dust mite), 4830 nucleotides. It is a transcript of the gene chb, whose product is annotated as CLIP-associating protein. Gene Ontology annotation, biological process: establishment of mitotic spindle localization; mitotic spindle assembly. NCBI's taxonomy places the organism in Eukaryota, Metazoa, Arthropoda, Arachnida, Sarcoptiformes, Pyroglyphidae. The record is from RefSeq and is a predicted model, not a curated record. Gene Ontology annotation, molecular function: microtubule binding. Gene Ontology annotation, cellular component: basal cortex; spindle microtubule; mitotic spindle.